UAUCAGGUGAAGGCAGGUCAGACUCGACCACAUUCGGGGAGUGAACAUUAAACGCUCUAAGGUUAACAUUCGCGACAUGGGAGUUGCAUCUCAUUGUUGUGUCCUUCUUCAUGUAUACAGCGCUCCGAGUGCCAUAUAGGAUACUACUGUGAGGUCACUGACAGGAGAUGUCACAUGGCAGCACUGUGUCACAUAGUGUGAAGGCUCAAACAUACCAGUACCUUACAUCCAAUUCAGAAAAAUAUGAGAACGAGCUAAGUCUGCAAGAGGCAGACUCGAAGUUGCAAGACGUCAAUGAAUGUGAAGUUUCAAAUGAGGAUAUAAUCGGAAACGGAUCAGAACUAAGAAAUGAAGAGGCUAAGAAGGAAAAAGUGGAGCCAGACGGUGGAUGGGGUUGGAUGGUCGUUACCGGAGCUUCCCUCAUUCUGGUAAUGGUUGAUACAGUUGGGCAGUGCUUUGGAAUUAUAUUCUCCACCUUCUUAAGUGAGCUACAGACGCCCUCCACUAUCACCGCCUUGAUCUUCAACAUGUUUGGCUUCACUUGGUGCAUGACUGGGCCAGUCUUGGGACCGUUGGUGUCUGAGUUUGGCUGGAGGAAGGUGACCUUUGUGUCAUCCAUCAUGCUCUCCUUCUCUACCAUUGCCUCAGCCUUCGUCCCCUCUCCCUGGGCCCUCCUCUUCACCUAUUCUUUUCUAGGAGGAAUUGGCUGCGGUAUAUUAUCAAACAUCAGCUACACGAUUGUGCCUUACUACUUCAGAAAGCGGAGAGGAUUAGCCAAUGGCAUCAUAAUGUCCUGGGAUUGUGGAGGCCAGCUGCUGGGACCUCCAUUGAUUUAUUUUUUACAAUCUGAGUAUGCCUUUUCAGGCGCCACCCUCAUACUUGGCGGUAUAGUCCUCCAUUGUUGUUUGGGGGCAGCAGUCUUCCAUCCCAUUGAAUGGCACUUAAAAUCUCAAGCUUGUGAAACCGAAAACAUAGGAAAGGUUCAUGAAAGAGUUGGUGAGAGUUGCCACAGCUCAGGUCGUCCACCCAAGUUUUCAAAAUGUCAGUGGGAAAUCUUGACAGGCUUGAUUCAUUCCAGUAUUGCUGACCUGUGUAUCCUUAGGUCGGCAAGGGCGGUCAUCAUAGCUACGAGUGCUGCUCUUAUUUUCAAUGGAUACCUAAAUUUUCUGGCCUUCGUCCCCUUUGCAAUGCAAGAUUCUGGCUUCAGUCUGGAAAAUGCUGCAUGGUGUGUUUCUGUGUCCGCAAUAUGCAACAUGUUAACACGGAUUAUUGUCUCUACACUCUCCGAUACUCGUUUCUUCAAUUUUCGAACAUGCUACCUUAUGGGUAGCUUAACUAUCACCAUCACUAUGAUUGCCUUCAUUCAUGUGCGGGACAUCAUGUGGGUGACGGUGGUGAUGGGCGUGUGGGGCUGUGGCGUGGGCGCCUUCAUGAGUAUUUUCAACUUGGUUAUGGUUCACUACAUGGGCCUCAAAAACUUUAUGGCAAUGCUCGGGGCCACUAUGUUGUGUAUUGCUGGAGGAUACCUCACAAUUGGCCCUUUCAUUGGGUACAUACAUGAUGUCACCGGGAGGUACGAAAUUACUACGUGUGUAUUAGCCUCCACAGUAUUUUGCAGCUUCUUCCUCUGGUUAUUCAUGCCUGCUGCUUCAACUUACGAUACCCGGAGGAGUGUUGUGGAAAACGUGAUUUAGGCACAUUGAAAACCUCUUUUUUCAGCUAAGUAAUUAUGUAAAACAGUUCUGAUGAGAGGUUAAAAUUUUUAUAAGAGAUGGGCAAUUUCUCUCAUGGCUAUACCUCCUAAUUUCUCCUGAUAUGGAGGUGGUACCAUAGUAGCAAGAAGUUAAGGGAAAAAAAGAACACUGGAUGCCAUAUCAGGAACACAGGAACUGGAAGCUACAUUAAGAACACUUGAAGCUACAUAAGAAGCAAAGGCACAAGGCCAGAGAUUUGUAUACCAAAGCUGAAAGCAAAGUGGAAGUAGGCUAAGCUAAACAGUUGUUGACAAAAGUUUGAGAAGACAUCCCCUGUGUCCAGAUACCAUGGUGAUGCUGUGUCACAAAUAUAUAAAUGGUAUAUAAUAUUGAAAAAUUGUAUGUCUUGUCAACGUGUCCUAUCAGUUAUGAUGCUUGUGCAGCUCAGCAACACUAUGGCAUCUUGGUGCAAGGGAUAUCUUUUCUAUUAUUCAGCAUGACUACUACAACUAAUGGACCCCUGCUUGCUUUGUGGCAUCUCCAGCUAUUGCACUUCCAGUCUCUGGUCUUGUACCUCUGUAUUAUGUUAAGGGACUGACUACCUAUCAAGAUUGAAGGAUUGAUUAUAAUCAAAAAGAAGUGCUACAUCUACAAGGGUCAUACAGUGCAACAGGGCAGGGAAGGGUGCAGGGGUACUGGGUAGCAAGAGGGAGAGGGAUUAUUAUUAGGGCAGGGGUAGAGGGUAGCAAGCAGGAGACUUAGAAUGAGCUGAGGGGUGCUAGGGGCAUCAUUAUCAGUCAGUGUCUGAAGGAUUGAUACCUCAAAUUCUCUGUCUAAUUUUGUGUUUGUAAGUGUAGCAUGUGAAACUAGGUAUAGACCUUUGUAUUUCACACAUCAAUGGUCCUGACUAGGGUAGCCAACAAUUAUAAUGCACCUUGCUUAUGAUUGCAUUUUACCUUACUUCACAGGAGUGAGAGGUUAGUAGUAGUAGCGACUAGUUGUCAAAAGACCUUAUCAGUAGACACACACACACACACACGCACACGCAGGGCCAGGAGUGUAGACAGCCUGUACUGUCUGCACAGGCAGCCCAUGCUGUCUGCCAGCUUAGUUCAUAUUUUGCGCCACUAAAGAGCUGCCCUCUGGGCCUGUCCAAGUCUAUGGGAAGCUGGUCCCACACACUCUCACUCACACAGCGGCCUAGCAGGAAGAGACAAGGCCUACUAGUAGCUCUCUCUCGUGGGAUGGCCCUCCCGGGCCAUGGGCACAACACACAAGCCUGUGUACCCACCACGACUUAACAAUAAAGAAGCCUCCUAAGACGUAUCAUUGAACCCCGCUACCAUAAUGCCAAUUAAUCGUGGUUCACAUUGGUGGGAAGCGGUGGUCGCAGCAAUUGUGUUUGUGCAGAGAGAGAGGAAGGAAGGUAUGAAAGUCAUCUUCACUUCAUCACCCUAUACAAGAAGCAUCCGUCUCUCAACGAGUUAUCCUGAUGUCGUGUCUGCACGUUUGAGCAUCCAGACACAGGUACAAGCAGGAUCUAGCCAAAAUUUGCCGAAUUUCUUCGAGAAUUCUAAGUGGCAUCCCAGUGACUCCACGCUACAGCGUCCCACGCUGUUUCUCAAGUCACGUGUUCAGUGUCACUUGUAUGUUGCUGUUGUUCAGCUCAGCAUAGCUGUUUCAGCAAGCCAGAGGUGAGUUUUGUGGUGAUUUCUGCAUCCAGUGUGUCUCCCUGUGUUUGUGGGUAGGAGAGGAGGAAGUGGCCAGAUCCUCCCUCGCCAUACACUCACCCAUGCUCACCCUACUCACACCUCACCAGCCUACCACCACACUCCACCACAAUGUACACACUCCCUCUACUGUGUUUUCUGCUGUUUUCCAUGUGAAUUCAUUGCCAGAGCUGUGUAUCCGAGUGCCCGAGGUCACUCGAAGCCAUGUGGAUCAGCAUGCCACGUAGAUCACUCGAAGCCAUGUGGAUCAGCAAGCCACGUGGAUCAGCAAGCCAUGUGGAUCAGCAAGCCACGUAGAUCAGCAUGCCACAUGGAUCCCGACACCAUGUGGGGUGUGGGCGAUGUCACGUGGAUCUACAAGCCACAUGGGUUACCAAGCCAGAUGUCCCAGGCCACAUGCUGUGGUCUGCUGCCCAUAUCACAUUGACGUCACCGACGAUGCUGCCCGACUUCAUGACGUCACGAUGUCUGCCUGAUGUCGCCUCGAGAUGCCUGCUGACGUCACCUCGGGACAUCACACCUGACAUCACGUCAGUGUUCUAGUAAUUAUUUCAGUAUUGUCGAGAAGAUACAGUGGACCCCCGGUUAACGAUUUUAAUCCGUGCAAGAGGGCUCAUCGUUAUGCGAAAUAAUCGUUAUGCGAAUUAAUUUUCCCCAUAAGAAAUAAUGGAAAUAAAAUUAAUCCGUGCAAGACGCCCAAAAGUAUGAAAAAAAAUUUUUUUUACCACAUGAAAUGUUAAUUUUAAUACACACAAACUGAAAAAGGCAUGCACAAUUACAUGACACUUACUUUUAUUGAAGAUCUGGUGAUGAUUGAUGGGAUGGGAGGAGGGGAGAGCAUUAUCUUCUUACUGUUUAGAAGGGGAAUCCCCUUCCAUUAGGACUUGAGGUAGCAAGUCCUUUUCUGGGGUUACUUCCCUUCUUCUUUUAAUGCCACUAGGACCAGCUUCAGAGUCACUGGACCUCUGUCGCACAACAAAUCUGUCCAUAGAGCUCUGUACCUCCCGUUUCUUCAAGACUUUCCUAAAAUGGGCCAUAACAUUGUCAUUGAAAUAGUCACAAGCACGGCUUGCAACAGCUGUGUCAGGGUGAUUUUCAUCUAUAAAGGUUUGCAGUUCAAACCACUCUGCACACAUUUCCUUAAUCUUUGAAGUAGGCACAAUGGAUUCCACAACUGGCAUAGGCUUCUCAGGGUUAGCCCCAAACCCUUCAAAAUCUUUCUUAAUUUCCAUACUAAUUCUCACCCUUUUUACCACAGGGUUGGCACUAGAAGCUUUCUUGGGGCCCAUGGUCACUUAUUUUCCAGAAACACCACCGAAAACACUGUAAUAAUACGAAAUAUUCCGAGUGUAUGCUUGGAUGUUACCGCGGAGGCUGGCUGGUAAACAAUGGGACGGCCGGCACAUGUGAGGGCACAUUGGACGCGUCUCGGACGAAAAUCGGUAUGCGGGUUUUUAAUCGGUAUGCGGGGCAAAAAUUUUGCGAUAAAAGUAAUCGUUAUGCGGAAAAAUCGCUAUGCGAUGCCAUCGUUAUGCGGGGGUCCACUGUAUAUGACAUGUGUUAAUUCCUCUCAGUCAGUGUUCUCACAUGUUAGUGUAUGGCUUAGUGUCAGUUUUGUGCACAGAAAAGCAUCAUUUGCUAGUUCAAGCCAUGUUUUACCACAUGUACUGCAGGUGUGUGUAGUUUCCGUGUGUCCAGUGAGGUCUGAGCCAGACCUGAGUAGCACCACUGUGCUAAGUCACCCGAUGUGACCAGUGUUUGACAGCUGUUAUCAGUCAGCUCUGAGCCCAAGCCCUCUUGUAUAGAAAGCUUUUAUGCUCGUCGCCGUGAUGUUCUGCAGAAUCGUACCUGCUACGAUUCCCAUAGAGAUUUGUUUCAUUUCGCCUCCAGACCUUCAGAGUGCAGUUAUAUGUAGAGAAAAGUCUGGGGAUGCUUAGACUAACCUCUGCUAUAACUCCAACUGCCGAGAGAAUGACACUCGUCAAGCCGCAGUUAGCCCUGUUGGCAGGCGGUGUGUCAGCCUUGUGUCACAAGCUUCAGUGAGCAGCCUGCACAAAGAUGAUGUCACUGACUGCUAGCUCGCUCACUGCAGUCUGGUGCAUGAUGUUAUGACUCCCAGAUGUUUCGCCCAGUCGUCUCUGCCACGACUCUCUCCACGCUCACCAGCAGUGACAGCCCAGCGACAGUACAAGUCGAGAAGUAUCCUCCUGAGUCACUUGCCAGAAGUCCUGCCCAGUUGCUGAGUUUUGUCGACGCCUCACUCGAGGGCACCAGCAUGUGCCCCAGGUUGAGUGAAACCUGCAGCGACUCCUACAAUGACUGCUUCACCGUUCCAGAGAACACCGUACCCUGUUACAUCACAGUUCAGCAGCAGCGAUGUCUCCUGUGUUGCAGUAUCUGUCCAGACGCAGGAAGGCAUGCAGUGAUGCCCUUCUACACUCACUGCCUAUGACCACGAUGUUUAGCACACCCCACAUGUAUUUUUCUUCCCUACCUGUAGGAAGUUUUCUUUUUUCCAUGUCCAUAUGUAUAUACAUGUUUUUAUUUUGUGUUCUGUGCUCUGUUCCUACGAGAGAGAGACUUGAGUUUUUUUACCGUCAGACAUGGUCAGGACGACCAUAUGGCAGGUGGCCGAGCAUAUGUAGACAGCCUGUACUGUCUGCACAGACAGCCCAUGCUGUCUGCCAGCUUAGUUCAUAUUUCGCACCACUGAAGUGCUGCCCUCUGGGCCUGUCCAAGUCUGGGAAGCUGGUCCCACACUCUCACACAGCGGCCUAGCAGGAAGACACAAGGCCUAGUAGCUCUCCUCUUGUGGGAUGGCCCUCCCGGGCCAUGGACACAACACACAAGCCUGUGUACCCACCACGACUUUGAAAAUAAAGUAAGAAGCCUCCGAAGACGUGUAUCAUUCAUACACCCCGCUACCAGUAAUACCAAUUAAUCGCUGGUUCACAGGAGCUAGGACUCGACCCCUGCAACCUCAACUAGGUGAGUACACACACCCUACACACACACUAUACACAAAAACACACACUAUGUACACGCACACGAACACUAACACCCUACACAUACACUACACACACACACACACACACACACACAUAUAUACAGCAGGCCUGGUGUCUAAUCGGCAUGUGCCUACGACAAAAUGGUAACUAACUAACCUGGCCUGUGUGAGAG
This is a messenger RNA of Cherax quadricarinatus, 6604 nucleotides long. Its product is annotated as monocarboxylate transporter 12. The record is from RefSeq and is a predicted model, not a curated record. Gene Ontology annotation, molecular function: monocarboxylic acid transmembrane transporter activity. NCBI's taxonomy places the organism in Eukaryota, Metazoa, Arthropoda, Malacostraca, Decapoda, Parastacidae. Gene Ontology annotation, biological process: transmembrane transport. Gene Ontology annotation, cellular component: membrane.